This is a messenger RNA of Protopolystoma xenopodis, 3093 nucleotides long. Lineage: Eukaryota; Metazoa; Platyhelminthes; Monogenea; Polystomatidea; Polystomatidae. The record is from the annotation of a GenBank genome assembly.
AAUGAUCCCCACUUGCGUGAAACUCUGUUGCGAGUGGCACAGCUCUACUACAGCACUCGGUAUCCAGUGCAGACUGCAGAAGCGAUGACCGGCACUCUGGGCUCGAAUUCUUGUUUCAGCCCAGGCUUAGUGUCGGCAGAAUCAACACCAGCCUCUGCUACAGCCGAGGCUAGUCCGGCCUUGGCAGCUCUGACGGCUGCCUUAACUGGUCUCUCGGGCGCUUCCGGUUGCCUAGGCCAAACAAGUCAGAAUCCAGGCCCUUCAAAUACUCGAAUAACUUCGGCUCCAGCCUCAUUCCAAGUGUUGCAAACGCCGUUAAACUCUGCAGCCUUGACGCCACCGCUAGCCUCAUUGUUGGUGCAACCAGCUUCCCCGGUUUCUCCUCGUCCGCAAAGUCAGCAGGCCCAAUCGCACUCCCACCAUCAGCACCAACACCAGUUGCAUUACCAGCAUCAGUCAAUAACUCAGCAGUUCCAGGGCCUCCAGAGGUCAGACGAAGAGUCGGAUCAGUCUCAACUCUCAGCCUACAUACUUCACGCAAGUACCACGUCCCCUAUUGGACCCAUGGCCAAAUCUAGUGAUGACAAAGACCAAAGUGCAAAUGCAAGCGAUGAAAAAGGCGUCGGCAGAUGUGACGAAGACGAGGAGGACGAAGAAUCGGAAUCAGAAUCAAACAAGCUGGAACCAGCUGUGAAAGAGAAGGACAAGUUUUCAGUGCAUAAGAAGAAGUCGCAACAGCAAAAGAUGAUGAGGACAGUCAGGAGAAAACUGCAUCUUCACGAAACUGUCGCCAAGGGUUCCGGAGGCCGCCGAGGAUCCUCAAUCUAUGCGACAGCCACCUCCAAAUCCUGUAACAGUCCCCCUCUUGAGCCCAGCAACCAAGUGGCCCCGCAAUUCACUGCCUCUUCUCCAGGCCUUUUUUCUCUGGCUCCUCAGGCUCCUGAACCAACAUCAAGGCUCGCCUCUUCCCCAUUACCUGGUAGUCUGCUACCCUUCGGCCACAGAGAAGCAAGUGGUCUACUUGGAGGAUCACCUCUCCUCACAGGCUUUGGUGGCCUAAAAUGCGGUCAUCGCAAUCGCCAUGACGAGCCGGCCCCAGCCUCAGGACUGGCCGAUCCGGGGCCGAUCGGUGGAUUCACCCUUUCGGGCGCCAACUGUAUCCUGCCUCCUCUGCCUCCUCUGCCGCCACCCCUGCCGCCUUCAGGGUUAGAUCCCGCCCCAUGGACGGGCUGCUUGAGUCUUGGGCACUCUGCCCAUGUGCCCCAAGUCAAUGUCGGCUAUCCACAUGACGCCGGCGCCCAGACUGCAUGGCCAGCCCUCGAGGCCAUGUCAAGCAGAAGCUUAGAGGUGGAUAAAUUACGACUUGGCACACCUUCCCCACUGCCUGGGCAGGCUUCGUGUACCAAACCCACAUCCAGUCUUGCAAUGCGUGCUUCCGAAUGGUUCGACCAACUACCCCGUUCGGCCACCUCUUUGCUCAAGCCGCUUCAGCACCUGCCUUUUACUAUUCCACUAAUCCCAUCAGGAGCAUCUUCAUAUCAGUCUCCUCCUCUUCCACCGCCGCCACUUCCUCCUCCUCCUCCUCCGCCGCCGCCGCCGCCGCCGCCGCCGCCGCCGCCUCCUCCUUUUUCGCAGCCUCAUCAGUUCGCAGACAUGGCAACUAUUUCGCCGCAAUCGCCUUCCUCUCCCGGCCUCACCAGGCGUUACCAGCAGCUCUAUCAUUUGGUACAGCAGAACAUGCUAGCCGCAGCUGCUGCCGCUGUCGCAGCUACGGCCGCCACCAUGACUAAGGCACCACAAAGUGAAGAGGAUACGUCCACUUCGACACAUCAGCCCUCCUGGGCCUAUGAAGAGAUUGAACCAGGCAAAAUGCUGAAUGAUGAAGAUGAGUCUCUUGGCGUUUCACUGCUGCGAAAGCGUCGAUGCAGACCAGCUGAGGAGUCUGUCAGCAGGACAGACCACAAGAGAAGAGAUAUAAAGUGGCCAUGGCAACAGGAUGAAACAACGAAAGAAGUCGAAGAAGGGGAGGACAAUAAGACCAAACCGGAAAAAGAGAUUGUAGAUGAAGCAGAGUGCGAAAGAGAAGAAUUAAAUGCAGUUGGUGAAAAUGUCUGUGCCCGAAGUGGUGACGAGUUGGCCGUCUGCUACAAGGCGGAUCAACCUCGGCAACUCGAAGAGCCUCUGCCUACCAUGACGGCCUCGGCAACCACUUACACCAACACCACAUCAGCAGGCGACAACACUUUCAGCAGCCAAGCCACCAGCACGAGCCCACCCUCACCGAUGUCGGGUUCACAACAGAUGACGAGUCCAAAUCGCAGUGGGGGCACACCAGGUCGCGGUUCCGGUGACGGAGCACACAAAAGCAACUCAAUGGAGAUGGACGACAUUGACGUCAGUCAGACCGCGGAAGAGAUUGCGUCUAGAGCCGAACUGAGAACCUAUCAGCCUGGGCCGGAUGGUACCCCACCCCUCUCUAGCACCGACAUAUCGACAACCACUCACUACGCCAAGCGGCACCUUAGACUUCCGUCCGGAGGAGCCAGACAGACUGGCGCUUUGGAGACGAGCAUUUCACAAGAGGACUCAAUGACCAACAACUCCAACUAUUCAAUGAUGAAGACAUCUCGAGUUUCCAACACCACAUCAACUCUUUGUGAUCUGAUUGGCGUUCCAGUUCACGCGAAAGGGCAUAAAUCACCUUCAGAAAGUGGUAGUCCCACGAGAGAUGAUCUGGCCGUCUCACCUGGUCAACAUGGUUACAAGCACUCAUUCAGCUCGUGCGAUGUCCAGUCGAAUUCUUCUUCUGCUUCAUCCCCUUCGUCCUGUACUUCCUCUUCUCUACAGCCAGUUCGCCUGCAGCACAAACAUAAGCAACACCAGCUACCGUCUGAACACGACAAAUCAACUAAUCAGAAAUCACUUCCACUGCCUCCGUCCGAGCCUUCCAACAGAUGGCCGUUGGCCUGCUCUGGUGAAGAGCGGUGGAUAUUCUCCCAUGAUACGGCCUCGAACAACUCGACGUCAACCCCUCGACAGACCAAACUGUUCCGUCCUUUCACCAUAGAAACUGUCGUCAAGGCAGACCAAUAG